Messenger RNA from Notodromas monacha, 3565 nucleotides. Lineage: Eukaryota; Metazoa; Arthropoda; Ostracoda; Podocopida; Cyprididae. The record is from the annotation of a GenBank genome assembly.
AGGACUCGAGGCUAGUGAUAGAAAAGUUCAAGUCGGGGUUCCCGAUCCCGGGAGACUUCCCUUUCGAGGACCUGAGUGCGAUGAAGUCCGGGGAAUCCUCGACGACGCUGAACGGCGGCGGGAGCGGCGACGACUCGUCGACGAUGAUUGCGAGCAGCAACGGCGGCGCCGGAGAGUCGUCCCCGGCCUCCGCCAACAUCAUCAACGGCCUCGGCAAGUCCAACAAAGGCGGACUGACUCUCAAGGGCACCCUGUCCGCGUCUAGACUCAAAAAGCGCGGCGGGAUCUUCGGCAUCUUCGGCUCGCACAAGAAUGGUAACGCGUCUCCGUUUCCGGAUGCGAAGGAGGAUUGGAGUGAAUUGCCGCCGAAUCAGAGACGGAAAAAAGUGCAGCAGAAGCUUGAAGAACUGAAUGCUAAAAUUCAGCAAGAAACAGCUACAAGGGACGCACUGAUGCGGAUGAAGGAGGUGUACACGUCGAGCCCAGCCCUGGGAGACCCCGCGUCAACCGAGGGCCAGCUGUCCGAGAGCGGCGUCCGUCUGGACCGUCUCCGCAAAGAACUCGUCCACUACCAGCACAUGCUGGAAGAGACGGCCAACCCGGCCGUGACGCCGGGCACAGGUGGCCCUGGCCGCAGGGCCGGCCUCAGCCCGCCGAUGCGAGGCCAGUCCAACAAUAACAACAACAACAACCAUAGCCUCAACAAUCGGACGGGAGGCUCGACGGCGUCGUCGGAGCGCCACAGUUUGUCUGACGAAGGGGAAGAGUCUCUGAGUAGGAGUGCGUCGGACUCGUCAGUGUCGAACCCGGCGAACCCACAUGCCCCGCUUCCCAAGGCCCCGAUGCGGCACGUGAGUGCCCAUGGGCACAAGAGUCAGACAUCAUCCAAUGGGGACGCACUGAUGCGGAUGAAGGAGGUGUACACGUCGAGCCCAGCCCUGGGAGACCCCGCGUCAACCGAGGGCCAGCUGUCCGAGAGCGGCGUCCGUCUGGACCGUCUCCGCAAAGAACUCGUCCACUACCAGCACAUGCUGGAAGAGACGGCCAACCCGGCCGUGACGCCGGGCACAGGUGGCCCUGGCCGCAGGGCCGGCCUCAGCCCGCCGAUGCGAGGCCAGUCCAACAAUAACAACAACAACAACCAUAGCCUCAACAAUCGGACGGGAGGCUCGACGGCGUCGUCGGAGCGCCACAGUUUGUCUGACGAAGGGGAAGAGUCUCUGAGUAGGAGUGCGUCGGACUCGUCAGUGUCGAACCCGGCGAACCCACAUGCCCCGCUUCCCAAGGCCCCGAUGCGGCAUGUGAGUGCCCAUGGGCACAAGAGUCAGACAUCUUCCAAUGGUUGGACGGCCUCGCACUACUGGUCCCACCUGCAGCUGAACAUGGACUAUAAAGGACUGACGACGGUUUGGACUGAGCAGCGCUCGCGUAAGACCAACGGCGAGGCGGCGGCGACUCGGAGGCGCCCGUGCUGGCUCGACUACCGCACGCCGUCCACCUCGGCGCUCCACAAUAACAGUCCAGGGUAUCUAGACAAACCCGUGCCUGUCCCUCAAAAGCAAACGAAAGCCCGUCACUUGGAUUCCUUUUCCUUUCUCGAGUCGAGCAACAGUCCAGAGUCGGGCUUGGGAAUGAGUCGAGUGAGUUUACCCGACUCGGAGAACGGCGGCGGAAGUGGGAGCGGAAGUGGCGGUGCUGCCAGUGCCACACACGACGUGCAGGAAGAAGACGCGGAAUAUUUUUACGACGACAACGAAGCGCUGACGAUCCUUGGCACGUGUCGUGCCUUAUAUUCGUUCGACGCCCAAAGCGAGGGUAGCAUACCCAUGUGCGAAGGAGAAGACUUGCAAGUGAUCGAGCUGGACCAGGGAGACGGUUGGACACGGGUGCGUCGUGUGGACCAGUCGGAAGAGGGUUUCGUGCCCACGUCGUACAUUGAGAUCUCCCUCAGGGGCUCGUGUUGAUCCCGUGUCUUCUCUACCACUCGCCCUUUUGAUCCCUUCUGCGCAAUUACAAGAAGAAGAAGAAAAAACGAGUCCAAUUCCCAAACAUAUAUUAUUUCGUCUUCUCUAUUUAUUUCCCCCCGCUUUUUGACAGAAACUCAUUUGGUGUGACAUACGUUUGACUUGAUGUUGCGUCAUCAUUUUUUCCGAGAAGUGGAUAUUUUCAAGAGCGGAUUGACUGUCGCGUCGCUGAAUUCCAUUCCAUUUUGAAGUUUUGGACCUUUGCCAAUGUUUGUUCUUCAAUUGGCCUAGUUUUUCUGUUUGAAUUUUGAUUUCGUGGACAAAUGCUUGGACCCCAGGAUUUCCUUUUUCCGAACCCUGCUGCCGGACUGAUCUUAUUCCUGUAUACUAGACUUUCAAGUACAAUAAGUAAUUAAAUUUCCCGCACUGGUUGUUUGUUUUCUUUUUUAUAAUUUUGUAAGAUUUCUGGGGUGUUUGGCAAUACGAGGGGGUUUGAUUCGUUUCGAAAUUCGUGCCAGACGUGCGGCAAAAAAACUUUUUUGCUUGAAGAUUCAAGACGCUCUAUACAUUUCGUUAGCGGGUGACUGCGUAGAGUUCUCGUGAUUUCAUGACGACGGCGGACGUGGUUUCGUUUUCCUGUUUAAUUUCCUAUAGGACGAUGAUAUUCGGUUGUGUUUUUUGAGAGAUUGUCGUGAGGAUGCAGCGAAAUGGUUUUUUAGUUGGCCUGGAAGAUUUUUAGCUGGCGAUGGCGCGGUGAUUUUUUUGUCUCCAUUGGGAUUUGAGCGAUGACUCAUCGGCGCGGAGGGAAUAUUUGGCGAGGUAUUCCUGCGAAAUGUAUGCGUUCUUAUGCCAUAUUUUGGGGUGACGAAGAAAAAGUGUAGAGAUGCGCUAGAAUUUGUUUCCGUCUUGAUGCUUCCGAGAAGAGAAAUCAAUUCGCUCUGAAUGUGGUCUGAUGUAAGCUUCCCUAUAUUUCCCCCCCUUUUGGACCGUACUGGAGCGAAUGUUUUUAUUCUGGAGGAACAAAGAAUACGAGUAUUUAAAAGAAAAGCUUCGCUCAUUCUCCCGCUUUUUACUUUUUUAGUUCCUGCUCGCCUCGAAUUGACAAGAGAGUGGAAACAGAGAGGUCUAUUUUCUAACGGAUAACUGCUUCGAUCAAACUGGGAUUGUCGGGAGUUUUCCAAACGAAAGAAUAUCCCCGAUUAUGAUUUUUUUUUCUGUGGGUAAUCCGUUGAUCUUGGAUUUUGAUGCACAUCAGAAACUUGGAGCAACGUUCGUGAAGUGAGAUUGUCUAAAUGGUCGUAGGUGUCGCUUGAUUUCCAGCACUAUCCGCAAAGCUUGGGAUCUUUUUCCGAAUUUCAUUGUUGUGUACCUCCCGAGAAGCAAAGAAUUAAGGAAGGAAGGAAGCGUAUUGUGAUAACUGACUGCUUCUAAGUUCUCGUGAACGAAUUGCUCUUUUGGAAAAUUGAAAUCCGUUAUGAAAGCAAGAUUUUGCGAGAAAUGCUUCAAUGGCAAUGUGGUUUUUUUUUCGUUACUCGCUCAUGUGAAUUUUUACUUCGAGCCUCUUCCUCAGACUCACGUUGUUGUGGGAAUGUUUUUUUUUU